AUGAUCAAGCUCGCGCACCCGGACUACGAAGUCCACGGCUGGAGAAGCACCCUGCUCAUGUGGGUGGUGUCGAUCAUCCCAAUCACUGUGAAUAUCUUUGCGCGCCGCGUCCUGGGCGUAAUUGAACUCGUGGCCGGGGUUAUGCAUGUCGUAUUUCUGCCCAUGGUCCUCGGGUUUCUCAGCCAUGCUCCGCGCAGUGAGCAUGAAUUUGUUUGGGAUACGUUUAUUAGUGGGUUUAGUGGGUGGGAGAAUCCAGGGGUGGUGUUCUCGAUUGGGUUGUUGGGCGUCGAUGGUAUAAUCCACAUGGCAGAAGAGGUAAAGAACGCCCAAGUUGUCGUCCCUCGCUCGAUGGUCUGGGGAACUAUGAUAAACGGGGCCAUGGCAUUUAGCUACGCAAUCGCGAUCCUGUACUUCAUGGGUAACUACGCCGAUGCUUUGAUGACGCCAACAGGAUACCCGAUUAUUGAGAUAGCGUAUCAGGCAACGGGCUCAAAGACAGCGACGUUCAUGAUCAUGGCAACGGGGAUGCUGCCCGGGUGGAUUGCGUUCUUCAACGGCCUUGCCUCUGUGACUCGUUUGACCUGGGCUUUUGCACGAGACAAUGGGCUUCCAUUCUCUGACUAUUUUGUCAGGAUUGAUCCUCGGUUCAAGAUUCCCCUGCGUUCGCUGCUGCUAGUGUCGUCUUGGAUUUUUGUUCUGUCGUUUAUUCAGACGGGGUCUACGGCUGCGUUUAAUGCGAUCUUGUCGCUGAGUACCCUGGGGUUGUAUAUAUCGUACCUGUUCCCUCUUGUUUCUCUUGUAAUUGCUCGAUUUACGGCCAAGGAUAUCCCCAGGGGUCCGUUUACUCUGGGGAGAUUUGGUCUGCCGUUGAAUUUGGCUGCCAUCCUGUUUGCUACCUACUUUGUCGUGUUUCUGCCUUUCCCACCAACUCUGCCAGUUACCGCAAAGAACAUGAACUUUGCGGGACCGGUGCUGAGCUUUGUUAUGCUAUGUUCCUGCAUUGACUGGUUGGUACGUGGGCGCCACAAGUGGAGCGGGCCUACUAUGAGAUAUCCUCGGGGGUGA
Molecule: messenger RNA, 1065 nt
Organism: Aspergillus puulaauensis
Lineage: Eukaryota; Fungi; Ascomycota; Eurotiomycetes; Eurotiales; Aspergillaceae
Exons: 2
Coding region: 1-1065 (354 amino acids)
Biological process (GO): transmembrane transport
Cellular component (GO): membrane
Molecular function (GO): transmembrane transporter activity
Source: RefSeq, a predicted model, not a curated record